UGGCCGGUCAGUGUUCAACACUGAACAGCUGCUCUGUAGGAGGUGGGGCCUGGGGCAGGAGCACUUGAUUUAUGGUCUUUGCCAAUAUCCAUAUUAUAGAUGUCCCCCUAUUCAGCAAUGUCAAGAGUAUAAAAGGCAGCAAAAAAGUGAUUCCAUGAUAAGAAACAGUAAGUUUUGAGUGUGUAUUGACCUUUGUUCUUAACAGAAUUCAAUUGGUUAUCAUUUAUGUAAUUUCUCUUUACUAGUGGCAAUGUUUAACAGCCAGCUGGGAAAAUACCUGGAAAUUUCACAAUCGAACCUUGUAAACAGGUACAUUGGAGCUUGGAGUGCUCCACAUAGCCUCUAGCUACCCUCCGAGACGCCAGUGAAAGGGCUCUUUGAACUUAGAGAAGAGCUUGGUCUGGAUACUCUGGUCCCCAGAUUGGCCUGGAGGAGACCAAAUGCAGAUCACGGUUGAUUGACACCGAGUUGUGUUCUUUGCCUGCACUGGUAAGUUUGGCAUCUGAGCCUCAGAACUAGAGGAGACACUUGGCUGAUAAGGACGAUUUUGCACACAGGCGUCUGGAAGAUGCUCGCUGCGACAGUGUGCUUGGCCCUUCUGGGCUGCCUGCAGGCUCAGGAAUUCAAGGGGCAUGUUUCCAUAGUCCUGCUGGGAGCAACCGGGGACCUAGCUAAGAAGUACCUGUGGCAGGGGCUAUUUCAGCUGUACCUGGAUGAGGCUGGGAAGGGCCACAGUUUCAGCUUCCAUGGCGCUGCCCUCACAUCCCCCCAGCAAGGCCAGAAGCUCAUGGACAAGGCCUUGGAAUCCCUCACCUGCCCCAAGGACUUGGUACCGAGCCGAUGUGCUGAACUGAAGGACCGGUUUCUAGAGCUGAGCCAGUACCGCCAACUGAAGACAGCCGAGGACUAUCAGACUCUGGACAAGGACAUCGAGGCCCAGGUCCUGCAGGAUGGGCUCUGGGAGGCUGGCAGGAUCUUCUAUUUCUCUGUGCCGCCCUUCGCCUAUGCUGACAUUGCCCGCAACAUCAACAGCAGCUGCCGGCCACACCCAGGCGCCUGGCUGCGGGUUGUUCUUGAAAAGCCCUUUGGCCAUGACCACCUCUCAGCCCAGCAGCUGGCUUCAGAACUUGGAAGCUUUUUUCAGGAAGAGGAGAUGUACCGGGUCGACCAUUACCUGGGCAAGCAGGCCGUGGCUCACAUCCUGCCGUUCCGAGAUCAGAACCGCAAGGCCUUGGGUGGCCUCUGGAACAGGCACCACGUGGAGCGGGUAGAGAUCAUCCUGAAGGAGACGGUGGGCACAGAAGGUCGGGCCAGUUUCUAUGAGGAGUAUGGUGUCAUCCGUGACACACUACAGAACCACCUGACCGAGAUCCUCACGCUGGUGGCCAUGGAGCUGCCCCACAACAUCAGCAGCUCAGCUGCUGUGCUGCAGCACAAGCUCGAAGCCUUCCAAGCCCUGCGGGGGCUGCAGAGGAACAGUGCCAUCCUGGGCCAGUACCAGGCCUAUAGCGGGCAGGUGCGCCAAGAGCUACAGAAGCCGGACAGCUUCCAGAGCCUGACACCAACCUUUGCAGGUGUCCUUGUCCAUAUCGACAACCUGCGCUGGGAGGGUGUUCCUUUCAUCCUGAUGUCCGGAAAGGCCUUGGAUGAGAGAGUGGGCUAUGUUCGGAUCUUGUUUAAGAAUCGGGCAUACUGUACUCAGAGUGAGAGGCACUGGGCGAUGGGGCAGAGCCGGUGCCUGCCCCAGCAGAUUGUCUUCUACAUUGGACACGGCGAGCUGGGCCACCCCGCCAUCCUGGUCAGCCAGAACCUGUUCAAGCCCUCCCUGCCCACCCAGAGCUGGAAGGAGGUGCCGGACCAGCCUGGCCUCCACCUUUUUGGUCGCCCUCUGUCUGACUACUAUGCCUAUAGACCUGUGCGGGAGCAAGAUGCCUACUCCACCCUCCUGUCUCACAUCUUCCACGGCCGGAAGGAGUCCUUCAUCACCACAGAGAACCUGUUGGCUUCCUGGGUCUUCUGGACUCCCUUACUGGACAGCCUGGCCCUCGAAGUUCCACGCCUCUACCCAGGGGGGCCAGAGAAUGGCCAUCUGCUGGACUUUGAGUUUAGUGGCGGCCAGCUGUCCUUCUCCCACCAGCAGUUAGAGGUGCUACUACCAGAACUGGGAUCGGUCCCAAAGCCCAGUGACUUCCAGGUCCUCAGGGCCCAGUAUAGAGAUAGCCCACUGAUCACAGCCUGGCCAGAGGAGCUGAUCUCUAAGCUGGCCAGUGACAUCGAAGCCACCGCAGUGCAGGCGGUACGACGUUUUGGCAAGUUCCACCUGGCACUGUCAGGCGGCUCGAGCCCCAUAGCCCUCUUCCAACAGCUGGCCACAGGGCAUUACAGCUUCCCCUGGGCCCACACGCACCUUUGGCUGGUUGAUGAGCGCUGUGUCCCUCUCUCAGACCCAGAGUCCAACUUCCAAGGCCUGCAGGCUCACUUGCUCCAGCACGUUAGAGUACCCUACUACAAUAUUCACCCCAUGCCAGUGCACCUGCACCAGCGGCUUUGUGCUGAAGAGGACCAGGGCACCCAGACCUAUGCCAGCGAGAUCUCAGCCCUGGUGGCCAACAGCAGCUUUGACCUGGUUCUGCUGGGCAUGGGCACUGAUGGGCACACGGCUUCCCUGUUCCCACAGUCACCCACCGGCCUUGAUGGUGAUCAGCUGGUGGUGCUGACGGAGAGCCCACUCAAGCCACACCAGCGCAUGAGCCUCAGCCUGCCCCUCAUCAACCGAGCCAAGAAAGUAGCAGUCCUGGUCAUAGGGAGGGCAAAACGCGAGAUCGCCAUGCUGGUGAGCCGUGUGGGCCACGAGCCCAAGAAGUGGCCCAUCUCAGGUGUGCUGCCUCUUUCUGGACAGCUGGUUUGGUACAUGGAUUACGAGGCCUUUCUGGGAUGACAGGAGCAUCUUGGUCUC
Acomys russatus (golden spiny mouse) is the source of this 2956-nucleotide messenger RNA. It is a transcript of the gene H6pd, whose product is annotated as hexose-6-phosphate dehydrogenase/glucose 1-dehydrogenase. The record is from RefSeq and is a predicted model, not a curated record. Gene Ontology annotation, molecular function: glucose-6-phosphate dehydrogenase activity; 6-phosphogluconolactonase activity; NADP binding. Gene Ontology annotation, cellular component: endoplasmic reticulum. Bases 569 to 2938 code for a protein of 789 amino acids. Gene Ontology annotation, biological process: glucose metabolic process; pentose-phosphate shunt; pentose-phosphate shunt, oxidative branch. The transcript has 5 exons. Lineage: Eukaryota; Metazoa; Chordata; Mammalia; Rodentia; Muridae.